Hydra vulgaris (swiftwater hydra) is the source of this 2025-nucleotide messenger RNA. The record is from RefSeq and is a predicted model, not a curated record. Lineage: Eukaryota; Metazoa; Cnidaria; Hydrozoa; Anthoathecata; Hydridae.
AUGAGCAUUGAAAAAUAUGUUGCUUAUAAAAAGCCUAACGAAGGUCGUGAAGAUUUUAACCCUGAUGCUUCAACUAUCUCUACGACUAUGUCCAAUAAAAUUGGAGAACCUUCAACAAUAUUCAAAAAUAGUUGUAUAACUUCAUUGCAAAUUGAAGUAGAUAAUGAACCAGUUAUUUUAAAAGAAUCGAAUGAUUUAUCGGAAGAUUUUUUACAAGAAACACCUAAUUUAUUGGAUUGUGGAAAUUGGCCAAUUGUUCGUUCUAGCAACUUUGUGGACCAUUUAAUCAAACUUGGUCCUUUUCAAAUUACAAAGGAAAAAUACCCUGAAGAAAAAGACAGUUUGCGAUGGCAAAAUGUUCUUCUUCGGCUGAUGAAUAUCACUCUUUACCUAGCUGAAAAUAAUAUGGCUUUUCGAGGGAGUUCGGAUAAACUGUUUACGCCUCAAAACGGCAAAUUCUUAGGACUAAUACAGAUGCUUGCAAAAUUUGAUCCUGUGAUGCAAAAGCAUUUAGCACUUGCAAUAAAAGGUGACACUUCAGACCAUUAUUGCGGGAAAAAUAUUCAAAAUGAGUUAAUAGAUUUAAUGUCUCAAAAGGUUAAUGAUAAAAUAAUAAACCGAGUCUUGAAAGCCGUUUACUAUUCAAUCAUUGCUGAUUGUACACCUGAUAUUUCUAGAAAAGAACAACUUUCUCUUACUAUUCGAAUUGUUUACUUGUCAUUAGACAUUAGAGUGGAAAUUAAAGAGUACUUUUUAGGAUUCUUUUCUGUUUCUGAUUCUACAGGCUUAGGACUUACUGAGGUUUUAAUCGAGUUGCUAACUAAGCAUGGACUUAAAAUCUCUAAUUGCAGAGGUCAAGAGUAUGAUAAUGGAUCAAAUAUGAAAGGAAAGAUUAAUGGUGUACAAAAAAGGAUUUUAAAUCUUAAUCCUUUAGCAUUAUAUGUUCCUUGCGGCAACCAUAGCUUAAAUUUGAAACUCUGUGACACGCGGUGGGAAGCAAAAAUAAGUAGUGUUAAAGCCGUUCGUUAUCAAGUUGGUACAUGUCGUUCGUUAUCAAGUGAUGUACAUGACGCUUUGAUAGCAUUGUCAGAAAUUGAAGGAUGUAAUCCUGAAACUGCACGUGAAGCGAUAACUGUAGGAGAGCAAUUAAAAGAUUUUAGCUUUCUUGUCUCUUUAAUUGUCUGGUAUGACGUUCUUUUUCAAGUCAAUAUUGUUAGUAAAACUCUUCAAGAAAAAGACAUGGACAUCACUCAAUGUGCAAAGUUAUUGAAAAGCUGUUGUUCAUUUUUAGAAAACUAUAGAAAAUGCGGUUUUAAAGAUGCAAUUAUAAAAUCAAAGAAUUUGGCUAUAGAAUUACAAGUGGAGCCUGUUUUUAAACCACUUAAAAGAAUAAUACGAGUGAAACGCCAUUUUGACGAACCAGCCCAAGAUGGGAUUUAUUUAUUUUCUCCUGAAAAAAAAUUAGAAAUCGAUUUCUUCAAUCCUCUUUUAGAAACAUCUUUAAUUUCAAUGAGAGAAAAAUUUAUACAGUUGGAGAAUUAUUCCGAAGUUUGCGGUUUUUUGUAUAAUGUCGAUAGUUUGCAAAAAAUAGAAGAAAUUCUAAAAUCAUGUUUAGCUCUUCAAAGUAAACUUACCGUAAAUCUAAAAUCAGACAUUAAUGGUAUUCUCCUUUGCGAUGAACUGAUGAGCAUUAAACCUUUUCUUUCUGAAAUGGUCAAGGAUAAAAUUACUCCUAUUAUUGUUUUAAACUUUAUAAAACAGCACAAAAUGCAAGAUUUGUAUCCAAACACAUGGAUUGCAAUGCGAAUUUUGCUAACAAUACCUGUCACUGUAGCGAGUAGAGAAAGAAGCUUUUCCAAAAUGAAACUGAUAAAAACCUAUCUGCGGUCAACAAUGUCGCAGGAUAGACUUUCAAGUUUAGGAACCCUAUCGAUUGAAAAGAAUAUUGCUGAAAAUCUUGAUUUUUCAACCCUUAUCAAAGAUUUUGGCGAUAAGAAGGCUCGUAAGAUUAAUUUAAAAAAUUAA